GUAUUGAUGAUUCUGUCUUCGCAACGACGACAACGACGGCAACACCAACCGAUACGGUGCUUAAAUGACUAUUUUUUGUUUCGAAUCACAUUUAUCUUUUUGACAAUGAAUUAAUUUCAAUUUUAUCGACAUCAAAAAUCGCUUCUUUUUUUUCUACAAAAUUUCGUAUAAAAAUUCCAUUUUAGUUUAAAAUUUAAAUUCAGUUAACAAAAGAAAAAUUAUUUACCGCUAAGUUCAUUGAUGAAAGAGAAAAUUUUUGAAAAAAAAGUAGUUGAUUAGUUUUCUUUGUGGGCUUUUUUUUCAAUUCACGUGCAUUUCUUCGAAAUUGGUUAAAUCGAGAAUGAAAAUUUGGUGGAAAUAACAAAAAAAAAAAUGAUGAGAAAAAGAAAAUAGACGGACACACAUUCAGAUUUGCAGAGAUAUCCCAAGCGGUUGCUUCGUUUUUUCCAUUCGCAAGUGUUUUGUAGCGCUUUUUUACGAUUUAAACGUGGUGAUAAAGUUAUUUCAAUUUUGAAUAAAUCGUGUUCAAAUUUGUUUUUUUUUCGGAGAAUUUGUAACUCGAUUGGUCAGUGGUUGGGCGAAUUUUUUAUUUUUAUUUCGUUGCCAUUUCUGAGGCUAACUUCUUGGCUUUUAAUAGAAAGUGUGACAAUUCAGCAGCAAUUGAUAAGAUUUACGGCAAUAUAAUUUAAAUAAUGCCCGUUUUAUAGUCGCAACCGCCGUUUCCGUCACCGCUGCUGCUGCUGCUGUUGUCGUUUGUUUUGUGUUUGUGCCGUAUCGGAAGUGGUUGAUCAUUACAUAAUUGUGUGCCAUUUGAAAAUCAGUCGAUAUUGAUACAGGCAAAAAGAAAUCCGCUUUCAGCGCGCAUUCGAAGAGUAUGGAUUUGGUUGUAGUUCGUCUAAUGCAUCUGAUCUAGAAUUUUCUCGCUUCGAUUGUCAUAUGGCCUGCAAGACUAGGUGCGAAUCAGUGUUAUGUGUACCUGUUGAAGAAGUGUGUUACGUGUGUCUCGGCUAAGGUGCGCUCAGCAUGUGCAUUUAAUGGCCGAAUGUGAUGAAUAAAAUAGUAACGGAAGAGCCAUUCUAUGCUUUGAAUCAAUAUCAACAUUCAAGUUCAAUCGAUGCUCUCUCUCUCUCUCCUUGUGUGUGUGUAUGUGUCGAACACUCAUCGCAUGGUGAUGAAUUCAAGGGUGAAUUCAAACAACAAAAAUCGACAAACUAUUAUAAUUGUUCUCACUUGUUGAAGAUGAAACAAAACACAGCUACAGCAGCAACAGCAACAGCAACAACAUCAAAACACACAAAAGAGAAUGCAAAUUGUUAAAGUGCAAACGAUUUCGAUAGAGUCGCUCUCACUCGUUGCAGUUCUUAAAUACAGUAUAUGAAUGUAAUAUUGUGUGAUACGCGGGAAAGAAAGAAAAAAAAACAAACAAACAAAUAACUAAAGAGGCAACAUUUGUGUUCGGGAAAAGCACGUAAAGCCACUAAACAGUGCAAAACGGAGAAAAAGUAACGAUUAAAAACAUUGCUUACGAAUAGCUCGGGCAAUAAAUAAAACGAAGGAAAAUAAAAAACAUUCAAAAUAGCCACUACAGCGAAGUAAAAUGCAGUGAUGAAAAAAUAAAAACAAAACUGAAUUGACUCAAAAUUCAUUGCCAUUCACAUAACAAGGAAAAUUAAUUUAAAAUUCAAUCAAUACAUCGCACGAACCAACAACAACCGAAGAAAACAAAACGAUAGCCCAAAAAAAAGUGUUGUGUGAUCAAAGACAUUACAAUUAGCCAAACAUAGUUGAUAAUUUACAAAUAAAACAAUGACUGUGUCAUAUGCGGGCGAAGUGCCGAACGGCAGUAGUUUUGGUUGUUUUUGGAAAAUCCUAUGGAAGUGGCGAGGCAGUCUUUAUAAACUAAUAUGGCGUGAAUUAUUAGCAUACUUAGCAUUAUAUUAUACAAUUAAUGUCAUGUACCGAUACGUCCUAAACGAAGAACAAAAAAGAAUAUUCGAGAAGAUUCGUCAGUAUUUUGGCGCGCAGAGCGAAAGUAUACCGAUGUCAUUUGUGCUGGGUUUUUACGUUACACUGAUAGUCAAACGGUGGUGGGAUCAGUAUAAACUGCUGCCAUGGCCUGAUACACUAGCUUUAUUCAUAAGUGCUGCCAUUCCAGGAAACAAUGAAACUGGCCGAUUAAUGAGACGUAAUAUAAUGCGGUAUUCAGUGCUGGCUUACGUAAUAACAUUGAUGAGAAUAUCGCUGCGUGUGAAACGGCGAUUUCCAACGUGGCAACAUUUGGUCGAUGCCGGUUUGAUGUUGGAAAGUGAAAAGAAAAUCUUUGAAAUUAUGGACAGCAAGAGUCCAAUGUCAAAGUACUGGAUGCCAUUGGUAUGGGCGACAAACAUCAUAAAUCGGGCACGUAAACAAGAAAUCAUCGCAUCCGAUCACAUUGUGCAAACGUUAUUGGUCGAAUUGUCGGACAUUCGACGACGAUUGGGUGCAUUGAUCGGCUAUGACACAGUUUGUGUGCCGUUAGUUUAUACGCAAGUGGUCACUCUAGUUCUGUAUACGUAUUUUAUUGCCGCAUUAUUAGGAAGACAGAUGAUACCGAGACUGGACGGUGCUGUUCCGACUGGAAAAUAUGAAGACCCCGAUUUGUAUUUUCCGCUAUUCACAGCAUUACAGUUUUGCUUCUAUGUUGGGUGGCUGAAAGUAGCUGAGGUCUUGAUCAAUCCAUUUGGCGAAGACGAUGACGAUAUUGAACUGAACUGGUUGAUUGAUCGUCAUAUAAAGGCAUCAUACAUGAUUGUCGAUGAAAUGCACGAAGAACAUCCAGAGUUGCUGAAAGAUCAAUAUUGGGAAGAGGUUGUGCCAACGGAAUUACCGUACACCGUCGCCUCGGAACACUAUCGUCGAUACGAGCCAAAGGGAUCCGCCGAAACUUAUAAAGUCAAAACGUCUGAUGCAAUGUAUGCUAAUAUUAUACCCAGCAAACGACAGAACUUUGACGAUAUGUACGCUGAUUAUGAGAGUGUCGAUACACCAAUGGCUGAACGACGAAAAAGUUCGAAUUGGUUUAGUCGACAGAUAACACGGAUGGGAUCACUGCGCAGUUCAUCAACGGCCUAUUCAUCUGGCUAUCCAUUCAAAAGAAAUCGACAUAAUUCCGUUUAUUCGAGUCCCGACAACGAUCUUCCCGGUCAACAAUUGAGACCAUCCAUAAAUAAUAAAAUGAAAAUGUACGAUAAAUUCCCAAGAAAAUCUGGUCGCAACCUUAAAAACAUGCUGAAACGAGCUCGCAUUCCAACACCAGAUGCAACCACAUCGAAUAGCAACGAGAAAGAUAAUCGAUUCAAUUUAGCGCCGGUGGAGAUGAUUAACGAAACGAUGACAUCAUCCGGUCACCUAGGCGCACCGAUGAGUAUGACGACUGGCGUCGCAUUAAUUCCAGCCAAUUUGCCCGAUCUACCGAAUCCAAAUGCAACGCCAGUCACGCUAUUUUUGUCACCAAUCAAGGAAUCCGACUCAAAUUCAGCGCACAGUACGCUACAAGCUGGAACGCCAGCCACAAAUGCCCUGGCUGAUUGGAGAAACACACUAAACAAUAGUCCCUCGCUGGCCCGUAUACUGCCAACAGAAAGUACGGCGACAACGGCGAGUAUGAUCAAAGUAGUAACAGUGUUGCCUGGCACCCAUUCAUCGCCACCAAUACCGAACUUAAAUACGCACCCGCUGAGCACGGGUCCAAUAAUCACGGAAGUGCCGGUGGAUGAUAGGCAGGACGGUAGCAGUGAUUUCAAUGAUAACGAUUCAAAUAUAAUGCGUACAGUAAACCGAACCAAUUCAGUAGCAUCAAAUAAAGCGACACGUUUGACACGGCAAUUGUCAUUUGGAGCAAAAUCGACUGAGUCGCCCAGUUUGCCGAAACGAAAUCAACCAAUCACAUCGUCAGCACCGUCAACGCUAACCAAAAAAGGUCUGGAAGAGGACGAGAAAAAAGAAAUUUACGUUUAGUUCAAUCUCUCAGGCUAGUGUUUUUUUUUCUUCGAACAAGAAUCCGAAUGCAGUUACCUUCAACCUUUCGAAAUAUAUCGAUCAAUGGAAGCUUCUUCUUUUUUUUAGACAAAAAAAUAAUUACAAAACAACUGGGGAAAAAAUUACACGAAUUUUUAAAAUAAACUAUCGAAUUUUGUUGAAACAAUACAAUUUAACCCUAUAUUUUUGUGCCACAAAUUGAUGUGAAAUGUCGAUUAAAAAUUAAGAUAAAUGCAACAAUAAGAUGCAUGCAGAAAACGAAGAACUAAAAUUCUCUUUGAAUUUAAAGGAAAAACUGAAGAAAAUCGAACAUUGAAAAUAUCCAAUCCAUUCCGAUAUAUGAUACUACUUUUUAUGAUGUGAUAUGUAUACUAAUGCCUAUUUUGUUGUUGUUGUGCUGAUGUAAAUUAUACGAAGGAGAAAAAUUGUAAUUUUUAACUAUUAUCGACAAGGAUGCAAAAAAAAAGAUACUGUGCAAAAUGCAGUUAGUGUAGUCUAUUAAAAUUUAAUUCAAAUUAAUAAUUAUUAUUAAUAAAAGAAAACUUCAAUUUUCAAUCGAA
Sitodiplosis mosellana (orange wheat blossom midge) is the source of this 4577-nucleotide messenger RNA. It is a transcript of the gene Best2, whose product is annotated as bestrophin-4. The transcript is spliced from 11 exons. NCBI's taxonomy places the organism in Eukaryota, Metazoa, Arthropoda, Insecta, Diptera, Cecidomyiidae. The record is from RefSeq and is a predicted model, not a curated record. The coding region runs from base 1807 to 3996 and encodes 729 amino acids. Gene Ontology annotation, molecular function: chloride channel activity.